AUGUAAAAUAUCUAACUACUGUGUAAUAAAAAAAUGAUCUGUUUAAUAUUGUGACUUUUAUAAUAUUAAACAGAAUAAGUAGCGGUAUACGUAGUAAAUAAUACAGAGUGUUUCUUAAAAGUAAAUGCAUUGAUUGUGAUAAGAUACGUGACCAAUUUUACACUUCGAGUAGCCCAUUUGGUGGACCUUUCACAAAGCCAUACGCGGUGCAGAGCAGCAGCAGAUACGAGACCGAGUGAGGCAGGCUUCGACGAAGGAACGAAGUGUUUUCCGUGCCGUGAGAAAAGUACGAAAAGACCUCUAACAAUUUCAUUGCUUGCUGUGUUUUAGAAAAGAAAGAAAUUUGGGUCUCAGCAAGCGUAGAAUAUUCAUAAAUUUAUGGAAAAUUGAAUUAUCAGUGUCCGGUCUAAGUGUUAAAAGCAGAAUUUGUGGCAAAUUAGUGUGUUGUUCGAGUUUAGAAGGCGAGUUCUGAAAGUGUUCACCGAGUUGUUGAAAGUUUUGUCGGAAAAGCAUGAUAUACGAUGCGAAUGAUUUGAAACUUGAAGAAUCGCAAAAAUAUAUGCUAAGCUAUAAUAUCGGUGACUAGUUAUAUUUUGAAUAGAAUAUCCGAUUAAGCCAAUCAACAAUAUUGGGACAGUGAGUGCAUCAUGAAAAGUAAGAACAAGCUGACGAAUUCUCCGGGAUCGGGUGGUGAAAAUACUGGUUCCAGCUAUCAUCCCUGCUCCAACAUCAAAUCGUCUACAAAUGGUGCAGGUACAAAUCCGCUGCUAGGAGGAGCGGGUACUGGCAGUGGCGGUGAAUCUGUUCAGCAACAACAGCAGCCUCACAAACCGCACAUUUCACUGGAUAAAUAUGACGAAUUCCAGUUCAAAGUGCCUCCGGAAGCACCGGUGUUCGAGCCAUCCGAGGAAGAUUUCAAAAAUCCCCUGAUCUACAUCAACAAAAUACGACCGAUAGCGGAAAAAUAUGGUAUCUGCAAAAUUCGGCCGCCCGCUAGUUGGCAGCCACCGUUUACCGUUGAUGUCGAGAAAUUAACAUUUGUGCCACGUGUGCAGCGUCUGAAUGAACUGGAAGCCGAAACUCGCAUCAAAUUGAACUUCCUUGACCAGAUUGCUAAGUUUUGGGAGCUACAAGGCUCAUCUUUAAAAAUUCCAAUGGUCGAAAGAAAGCCUCUUGAUUUGUACACACUUCAUAAGGUAGUAAACGAAGAGGGAGGCAUUGAAGUUGUAACUAAAGAGCGUAAAUGGUCCAGAGUAGCCUGUCGGAUGGGUUACCAGCAAGGAAAGAACGUGGGAACGAAUUUGAAGGCUCAUUAUGAACGCAUCCUCUAUCCAUUUGACAUUUACCGCUCUGGUAACAUCAUAGAUUUAGCCAAUUUAGAAACGGAGCAAGAGGACUGUGAGUAUAAGCCACAUUCGAUUGAGGCUCGACAGCAGAUUCAACCACCACCGGCUACCACAGCAAGAAGAUCUCAACGAUUUGCCCAGAUGAACAAAUCAGCAAGUAUUGGUGCAGAAAAUGAUUUGUCACGCUUUUCGCCAGGAAAAUAUCGUAUGAAGAGUAUGCUAAACGCUACUACAAAUGGAUCAUCCAAAAAUAAAUCAGAUGUCCCGUACACACCGAAUCCACAUGAUCCAAUGGCUAAAUAUAUUUGUCACAUGUGUAACCGAGGUGAUGUGGAAGAGUCAAUGCUCUUGUGCGACGGAUGUGAUGCUUCUUAUCACACUUUCUGCUUGUUACCCCCGCUACAAGAAAUACCCAAAGGCGAUUGGCGUUGUCCAAAAUGUAUUGUCGAGGAAAACUCCAAACCCGUUGAAGCAUUUGGUUUUGAGCAGGCGCAACGAGAGUAUACACUACAGCAGUUUGGGGAAAUGGCAGACCAGUUCAAAUCUAACUAUUUUAAUAUGCCCGUACACUUGGUUCCCACUGAAUUGGUAGAAAAGGAGUUUUGGCGCAUUGUUUCAUCGAUAGAUGAGGAUGUUACUGUUGAGUAUGGCGCCGAUUUGCAUACCAUGGACCAUGGUAGCGGAUUUCCUACCAAAUCGUCCUUAUAUUUGCUUCCUGAAGACCAAGAAUAUGCCGAAUCAAGCUGGAAUCUAAAUAAUCUCCCGGUUCUGGAUGAAUCAAUUUUAGGGCAUAUUAAUGCUGACAUCAGUGGAAUGAAGGUACCAUGGAUGUACGUUGGAAUGUGUUUUGCAACGUUUUGUUGGCACAACGAAGAUCAUUGGAGCUAUUCCAUCAACUAUUUGCACUGGGGUGAACCCAAAACAUGGUACGGUGUCCCAGGGAACCGUGCAGAGGAAUUUGAGGUUGCUAUGAAAUCUGCAGCACCAGAACUGUUCCAAUCUCAGCCCGAUCUCUUACAUCAACUUGUGACAAUUAUGAAUCCAAACAUACUUAUGAAUGCAAAUGUGCCCGUCUAUAGAACGGAUCAACAUGCCGGUGAAUUCAUUGUGACUUUUCCCAGGGCGUAUCACGCCGGGUUCAAUCAAGGAUACAAUUUUGCGGAGGCGGUUAACUUUGCCCCAGCCGAUUGGAUGAAAAUGGGCCGUGAAUGCGUUAACCAUUAUUCGAAAUUGCGUCGAUAUUGCGUAUUCUCGCACGAUGAAUUAGUAUGUAAAAUGGCUUUGGAACCGGAUCGGUUAAAUUUAGGAAUAGCAACUGCUUGCUAUAUCGACAUGGCUGAGAUGGUUGACACUGAAAAGAAGUUAAGAAAGAAUCUACUGGAAUGGGGCGUGACAAACGCGGAACGUGAGGCAUUCGAACUGUUAUCGGACGAUGCACGACAGUGUGAAAUCUGCAAAACCACUUGCUUCUUGUCAGCUGUGACGUGUAAAUGCACCAACAAUUUGGCUUGUCUCCGCCAUUUUGCUGAAUUGUGUGAAUGUCCACCGGAGAACCACACCUUGAAGUAUCGAUACACCCUGGAUGAGCUACCAUUGAUGGUACAGAAGCUCAAAGUAAAGGCCGAAUCUUUCGAAAAAUGGCUGUUUAAGGUCCGAGAUGUACUUGAUCCGGCGGUAAGCACUAACAUAACCUUAGAUGAGCUACAGGAGAUAGCACAGGAAGCCGAGACACAGAAGUUCCCAAAUAGUGUCAUUCUGGAACGAUUGAACUUUUCAAUUUUGGAGGCUCAGAAAUGUAUCACUGUAAUUCAGCAGCUGGAUAUUAACAAGAUUCGUACGAGGACUAGAAAUUCAUCAGAAUGCGCCAAAUAUAAGCUAACUCUGGAGGAGCUUGAUAUGUUCGUCAACGAAAUCAACAACUUACGAUGUAUCAUACGUGAAGGGGAUAGCGUGAGAGAGCUUCAAAAAAUUGGCAAAGAGUGGGUCAAGCAGGUGGAAAGUGCUCUGAAGGCUCGUUUCAAGGAUUCCAAUAUUCAACAGCUUACACAUCUCAUCGAUGAAGGAAAUUCCCUUUGUAUUGAAUUGCCCCAAAUAGUGCAGCUAAAGGAUCGUUUGGCUCAGUUCAAGUGGUACAAGCAAGUUCGUUUGUUAAGAGAGAAUACUAUUGAUCGGCUUUCAUUAGAUGAAAUCAAAAGGCUUUUGAACGAAGGAAUGAAGAUCCUGCCACAUACCGUUUUGGAGAAAGAAUUGGCCGAGUUGCAUGGCAUCAUGUUACAGAUUGUUGACUGGGAGCAGUCUGCAAGCCAAUGUUUCAAAACCGAAACGCAGCAUAAGAUCAGUGAAAUAGAAAACUUGCUUGAACGAGCACAUGUGAUCGAAGACUUCUUGCCAUCGCAUAAUCAACUCAGAGAUGCUCUGCAAAAGUCCAAGGAAUGGCUCCAUGCCAUCGAAUCCUUGGAACGGAAUGAAAACUACAACUUUUUCCACACCCUACAAAAUAUCGCUAACCGUGCAAAAUUGCUUCCCAUGAAAGAAGAACGACAAAGAUUGUUUGAAAGUAUGGGGGCAGAUUCCGAAGGAAAACUGUCACUUUCAUCGUUUGGUUGUAUCGAUACGGCAAUCAGUAGCGGUUUAAAAAGAAAGAAAUUGGAAAAUGUUGACGACGUUAUCAAGAAAAUUAAGGAAGACCCAUGCAUCACAGAACUCGAUGAACAAAUUUUGAAGGCACAGAUUCUUUGCUGGAAUGAUAAAAGUAGAGUCAGCGCGUUAAGUAUGUCUGGUUGGUAUACGAGUAUUGAGGAAAAGUUCGGUGAAAGCAAAAUUGUUUACCAUUGUGGAAAAUGUUCAGAAAUUGCGAGGAAGAAACGAAUUAAACAGUAUCAAGAGGAGAAACGGGAAUUCAACGGCGAGCAAUUUAAACCUGACCUGGAUAUCAAAGUGGAAACGAAAGAAAAAGAGGAAGAUGAACAAGAGGUACAUGAAAGCUUUGACGAUUUCGAAGAUGUUGACAAUGAGUUUGAGGAUCAAAUGAGCGACCCAGAUAACGAAACCGAUCAAGACAGUGAUAAUAGUCAUGAUGACGAUGAAGAAGCAGCAGGAGAUGCAUUCAUCGGAGACAGCGAGGACAGUAAUCAAGGCAAUGAGCACGCAAACAGAAGUACAUCGGUAGACGAUGGUGUCAAGAACUCCAAUAACACGAGACUUCCAGCUAGCUCUUCGUAUUGUGAAGCAGCUCAUUCCAAUGUUACUAGUCACCAAGGAAAGGGUUACAAACAAAAACUGACUGGCGGAAAUAUAAGUAAGGGUGAUUCAUUUACGACAUCUACAGCGACUACAGCGAUAUUGGAUCCCCGUGGGGUGAUUUUUUAGAUGGUUCCGACACUUUGUGUAGUAAAAUAGUACCUUUACCUUAAUCACAAUUUGUGUUUACGAGCUCUUGCUUUUUCCCCACGUAAGAUAUGUUAGUCACGUAUCUGAGAAAUUCUCCCAUUAUUUUGGAAAUUUGCAAUACGUUUAAUGGUCCAUCCCUCAAUCGUUUCUGGAUACUAACGUCGCUUUUGAACUAUUAUAGAAGUAAGUGUCUAUAUUAUUACAUAUAAGUUUCAAAUGUCAAAUACAGAAGGUAAAUAUAAUACUGAAGUAAA
Molecule: messenger RNA, 4990 nt
Organism: Armigeres subalbatus
Lineage: Eukaryota; Metazoa; Arthropoda; Insecta; Diptera; Culicidae
Gene: Kdm5
Product: lysine-specific demethylase 5
Exons: 4
Coding region: 648-4715 (1355 amino acids)
Biological process (GO): chromatin remodeling; regulation of DNA-templated transcription
Cellular component (GO): nucleus; chromatin
Molecular function (GO): DNA binding; histone H3K4me/H3K4me2/H3K4me3 demethylase activity
Source: RefSeq, a predicted model, not a curated record